AACUUAAGUCUCCACAUUGAGAACUCAUGCUUAGAUAUUAUAUUUUAACAAUUGUACUGUAAGAAUAUGCUUGCUUACGCCAUUGGGUACGUCAUUGAAGGAGUCCCGUCAAAUUAAAAAUACUCGACUCAAAAAAUCUGAAUCCUCUAAUCUAUUCAUUCGAUGCCUUAAAAAAAUUCAUCGUCAACGAAACAGGGACCAGCUUAUCUUCCAGAAGAUAGUUUGGACAAUGCGACCCGACACUACUGCCCUUUGAUUCCAUGCCUCUCAAAACCUUUAUUUAUUAUAUCAAGCUGGAAUUAGGAUUUGCAAAGCAGCGAGGGCCCUUUUCAGCUGCUUACUGCAAUCCUGUCUACAAUGGCCCCUCCCUCUGAAUUCAGGCAGAAAAGUCAUGUGGUGAUGUUUCCAUUCAUGGCGCAAGGGCACAUCAUUCCCUUCCUCCACCUCUCCAACUUCCUUGCUGCUCGAACUGGAUUCACCAUCACCAUCGUUAGCACUCCUCUCAACGUUCAGGCCUUAAAACCCACCAUUCAAUCUACCUGCCAAAAAGACCCCGCUCUUGACAUACGCUUAGCGGCGCUCCCUUUCUCCAGUGCCGAUCAUGGCUUACCGCCCGGUUCAGAGAGCACUGACUCGCUGCCUUUUUCACAGGUCCUUACACUCUUGGAAGCCGCAGAGAAUUUGCAGCCCCACUUCGAGAAUCUGAUCCGCAGGAUCUGCACAGAAGAUGGCCGCGCUCCGCUGUGCAUUAUCAGCGACAUGUUCCUCGGCUGGACCCAAGACGUCGCCGACAUGUUUGGAAUACCCAGAAUCUUCUUUCUCACCUGUGGCAUUUAUGGCACCUUGCUUUAUUACUCUUUGUGGAAUCAUUUACCUCAUAACAAGACCGACUCAGAAGAGUUUAUUCUCCCAGAUUUGCCUCACGUUUCUUUGCAUCGAUCUCAGCUUCCCCCUAUCAUAAAAAUGGCGACUGGAACGGAUCCCUGGAGCUUGUUUCAGGCUCGCCAAAUAUCUCCCAAUAUGCGCAGCUGGGGAUUUAUAUGCAAUUCUUACGAAGAGCUUGAGCACAGCUAUUUCGAACACCUCAGAAAGUCCACCGGCAGACCUGUCUGGGCGGUUGGCCCUCUCCUUCCUCCAGAAUUUCUUUCUUCCACUCAAUCUCACGGUGUCCGUGAUCAGUUAAUGCAAAGUAAGGAAGCAAAUGAACCCAGCGAUGCCAUUUCCUGCGUGCGCUGGCUCGAUUCUCAGAAUGUUGCCAGUGUGCUGUACGUCUGCUUCGGCUCCCAGAGCACGAUUUCUGCGUCGAAUAUGAAAGAGCUAGCACUGGGUUUGGAAUCAAGCAGGCAGCCCUUCUUAUGGGUUGUGAGGCCGCCGCUUGGCAUACCGUCGACUGUGGAGUUUUCGUCAGAAUUUCUUCCGGAUGGGUUUGAAGAGCGAGUGAAGGCAAAAAAUCAGGGGUUAGUUAUUAAGAAAUGGGCGCCCCAGCUUGAGAUUCUGGCCCAUCCUUCGACCGGAGGAUUUUUGAGCCACUGUGGAUGGAAUUCGACGCUGGAAAGUGUGAGCCAGGGCGUUCCCAUUAUUGGAUGGCCAAUGGCAGCAGAGCAGUUUUUCAACUCGAAGCUUCUAGAGGAAGAGGUGGGCGUUUGUGUGGAGAUUUGUAGAGGAAGUGAGGGAGAAUUGACGAAGGAGAAGGUGGAGAGGACGGUGAAGAUGUUGAUGUCGGAAGAGAAAGGAGGUGAGAUGAGAGAAAAAGCUGCGGCGAUGAGAGAUGCUGCCAGAAAAGCAGUAAUGGACAGUGCAGAUGGAACCGAGAAAGGCUUGUCGAUUUGUCAGGUUGACGACAUGAUACAAAAAAUUCUUACCACUUCCAAAACUUGGUAAGCGUUCAAAACUAAUUUUCAUGUUUAGAUAAUUGCUCCCGGACUUUGAAUGGCUCAGCAUUUCGGAUUAAAUGCUGUUGGCAAUGUAGAGUGCGAUAUGUUUGCAAUUUAUUAAAUAAAAUGCAUAUAUUUUCACUU
This is a messenger RNA of Cryptomeria japonica (Japanese cedar), 2018 nucleotides long. RefSeq names its product UDP-glycosyltransferase 92A1. Gene Ontology annotation, molecular function: UDP-glycosyltransferase activity. The transcript has a single exon. NCBI's taxonomy places the organism in Eukaryota, Viridiplantae, Streptophyta, Pinopsida, Cupressales, Cupressaceae. The coding region runs from base 358 to 1881 and encodes 507 amino acids. The record is from RefSeq and is a predicted model, not a curated record.